AUGGUAGUUGGGCAACUCUACCACGAGAUGGAGGUAAAGGUGGUGGCUAGGCAAGCUUGGGAGCUCUAUGGCACACUUCUCUUAUCAAAACUGGCUAAAGAAUCGCUUUCGGGUCUCGUUGAGAAAAGUGAGGUCUUAGAAGGUGAUGGAGGUGUUGGGACUAAAAUGAAGAUAACAUUGGUUCCAGGGUCAGCUAGCUUUAGAACCUUAAUAGAGGAGUUCACAAAUGUCGACAAUGAGAAAUACGUGAAGGAAGCAGAAGUGAUUGAAGCAGGAUAUCUUGAUCUGGGAUUUACUUAUUAUCGUGUUCGUUUCGAAAUAAACGAAAAGGGUGAUGAUUCAUCUGUAAUCAAAACAACUGUUGAUUAUGAUGUCAAGGAAGAGGCUGCUGCUAAUGCCUCCUAUGUCAAUAUCGAGCCAAUGCUAAAAAUUGCAGAAGCUACCAAAAAGUAUCUCCUGGAAAACAAAGCUGCUAAAUCUGCACAUUAG
Molecule: messenger RNA, 489 nt
Organism: Juglans regia (Persian walnut)
Lineage: Eukaryota; Viridiplantae; Streptophyta; Magnoliopsida; Fagales; Juglandaceae
Product: S-norcoclaurine synthase 2-like
Exons: 2
Coding region: 1-489 (162 amino acids)
Biological process (GO): abscisic acid-activated signaling pathway; defense response
Cellular component (GO): nucleus; cytoplasm
Molecular function (GO): abscisic acid binding; protein phosphatase inhibitor activity; signaling receptor activity
Source: RefSeq, a predicted model, not a curated record